This is a messenger RNA of Lactuca virosa, 300 nucleotides long. Lineage: Eukaryota; Viridiplantae; Streptophyta; Magnoliopsida; Asterales; Asteraceae. The record is from the annotation of a GenBank genome assembly.
AUGACGAGUGUGAAUCAGGUAUGGCGGGUAGGGCCGUCGGUCUCGGCUGAUGGGUUUCCAGUGAAACAUGCUUUUCAGCUGGCGAAUUUGGGGGCGAAAGGGAGGUUCGAUUUGUUAAGUGGACAAAGUUUCAGCGGACCUAGCGGUGCAAUUAGAGGUGGUGAUUCCAGAACGAAAAAGAGAAAUAUCCGACAUGGUUUUACCUUUAUUGCAUUCUGCCAAGUUUCUGCUUAUGCAAUCGACAUCGUCGGCUGGGCCACGGGACUUAAACUUGGAUCCGAGUCAAAGGGUGUCACCUAA